UGGAGCAUGUAGUAACCUCAAAGAUUCAGAAUUUCAGUUGUCAGUACGUGUCGAUUUUCGUAAAAACAUUAAAUAUUGCAAACGGGAACUGUUACAUUGAAUUACUGGUUGUCGAGGUCUUAUUUAUAUGAAAGCCCGCUUAGUUGCGGAGUUGGAUAGACAUGCCAGAGCCAGGGUAGUUGAAUAAUGGAAUUGUAUUAUUAAAUCCAUCCAUGAACGUACUACGCUGGACCUAAAACGAUAGUAAAAGUAGCAUCUUUCCUCGCGUAUUUCUACAAUGAAGUCGAGGACUAGGCGAGAGCAUCUUUGGAUUCUGUUUACAGCGCUUUUGAUAAAAAUAAACGUUUUCAUUGCACCGGUAGAAGGUCGGUGCGAAUGUUCGACGUGUGUUGCAAAUUGUUUGGCUAGUUUGAAAUGUAGUCCAGGCGAAUUUCUUGUUGGAAAUGCAACGUUCUCGGCCUGCAUCAUGUGUCGUACCGGUCAUUUCUGUCCUGGUGGUCAAAGUGCGCCCGAGCUUUGCCCUGUUGGAACGUACAAUAAUUUAACCGGGCAGUCAGAUCGCCUGGCUUGCAAGGGCUGUCCCACCGGACACCAUUGCCCAAAAUCUGAUGCAUCCCCGAUUCCCUGUGAGAACGGCUUCUACGCGGACACCGUGAAUCAGACAACGUGUUCCGUAUGUCCCGAGGGCUCGCAAUGCGCAACAGCUAGCGACAAACCAACUCCGUGUUCUUCUGGACAAUUUAGUCAGGCUGGAAAUAGCACAUGUACCUUGUGCCCUGCGGGAUACGAGUGUCUUAAUGGUACAACACCGAGACAAUGCCUGGCAAAAACCUUUGCAUUCCUUGGCUCAGAGAAGUGUUCCGAAUGCCCGGCCGGUUUUAAAUGCAGUCGCGCGGGCCUUGUCGCUCCUGAGAACUGCGAACCAGGCCACUAUAAUAACGCCACCGGGCAAGACGCGUGUACGAAAUGUGAAGCUGGCAGAGAAUGUGUGAAUGCAAAGGAGUCCAAGGCUUGCCGAGCGGGUUAUUAUAGCGCGGAAGGAGAGGCGAAUUGUACAGUUUGUCCGACAGGAAUGUACAGCAAGUCGUCCGCAUCGUUUUGUCUCCGUUGUCCCGCUGGAAACAAGUGUAUCGAUCCCUCACAACCUCCUGUCAAUUGCUCAGAGGGCUAUGUUUCUGCUCAAGGUGAUGGAAAUUGUAAAUUGUGUGCGGCAGGAACACUGAGCUCUUCCACCCGAACGUCCUGUAUGCCUUGUCCACCUGGAUAUUAUUGUCCUGAUCCAACGCUUGCGAAAGUGCCCUGUCCAGCUGGAAUGUACUCACUUGGUGGCGCAAAAUUCAACUGUACAGCAUGUCCUGCUGGUAGCGCCUGCCCAUUUGGUGCCUCGGCGCCUGUUCCAUGUACCGGAGCAACCUUUUCUGAAGAUUUCUAUCUUGAAUGCAAGGCAUGUCCAGCCGGUCAACGCUGUCCUAACAAUAAGCGCCCCGAACCAUGUCCUUUUGCUGCGGACGUUGGUUUUUAUUACAGCACUAAAAACAUGAUUGGUUGCGUGAAAUGUCCGAACCGCACUACUGGAAAAAUAUGUGCUUCGUCAAGUGAGCCGCCAGAAGGCUGUAAAAGUGGAACGAUACCAAACCCCGAUGGCACUGCGUGUAUCGCGUGUCGUGCUGGAUUUUAUUGCUCGGCACCGAAUUUCGAAGAGAUCGAAUGCGCUAAGGGCGAAUGGAGUCUUGAAAGUUCAUCACAGUGCAACGAAUGUCCUCGCGGGUUCGAAUGCCCCGACAAAAAUAAAAUUCCUGCAGCUUGUGACCCUGGUUGGUAUGCUUCCACAAAGAACUCGGAGUCGUGCACGCAAUGUCCACCUGGCUCGUCCUGUGCAAGUACUAGGGAUUCUCCGAAGCCAUGUGAAGUCGGGACAUAUAGCACCGCAGGUCUGACGGCAUGUAUCGUCUGCCCACCGGGAUAUGCAUGUGCCAACUCUUCUGACCCAACCAGGAUUCAGUGCCCUAGUGGAGAGUAUGCGACAGGAAAGGCAACUAAAUGCAUACCAUGUAAAAAAGGAUUUUACUGUCCGUCAAUAAGGCUUGCCUUAGAAAUUCCCUGUUCUCCCGGUACCUACUCGAGUUCUGCGCAGACGUCAUGCACGCCCUGUCCCCCCGGGAGAAUGUGCCCAAGCCCUGAUGGUAAUAGUAAUCGUGAUUGCAGUCCGGGGGAGUACUCGAUAGGUAGAGCAACAACUUGUACCCCUUGUCCUAGUGGAUUCGCCUGUUCAAAUACGACGAGCGAUUUUAAGGUGGCUUGUCAACCUGGAACCUACUCUACCGGGAAGCAGGUGACCUGCAGGUCUUGUCCAGCUGGAUCUUACUGUCCAAGAACAGACGAGGGCCAAGUGAUCUCCUGCGACAAUGGUUACUACUCCGUUGCGAACUCCUCCAGAUGUACAAGAUGCCCCACCGGAUACAAAUGCCCGCACAAAAAUCGAGAAUUCCAAGAGAUAUGUCCUAACGGUACAUAUUCACUAGGCGGACAGAUCGAUUGUACCCCUUGUCAUGCGGGUUAUGCCUGCCAGAAAAGGACUGAAGGUCCAGAAAGAUGUAUGCCGGGAUUCUACAGUGAAAAGAACACGCCAAUCUGCAAUCCGUGUAAAGCGGGCUAUCAAUGCUCUGAUCCUGCAGUGCCUGUAAGAUGUCCAACUGGCACAUAUUCUGGUCCAGCAUCUUUACUAUGCCUCGCCUGCCAAGCCGGUUUUAUCUGUAAAGAAGGCUCUGCUUCUUCAACACCAACAGAUGGUAUUUGUAAACCAGGGGGUUGGUGCGAUGGAAGGUCAUUUCAUCCAUGCCCAUUCGGCACUUAUAAUCCUUUGAAUGGUUCCAAAACGGCGUCCCAGUGCAUGGCCUGCCCGGCAGGCUACUACUGCAUGAAUACAGGUUUAGAUUCCUACUCAAAUUUCCCUUGUCCAGCUGGUCACUAUUGCCCAACCGGUACGAAGUAUGACACCCAGUUUCCUUGUCCGUCCGGAACAAAUUCCACUCUUACCCAGCAGACGACUAUCGAGACCUGCAAACCGUGUCCAGAGACCAUGUAUUGCGCCGCGGGAUCGCAGUCGGGUCAAACCUGUCCGAAAGGUUAUUACUGUCCGGAGGGUACCGGAGCUCCCCGUCGAUACGCAUGUCCGAUUGGAACAUAUAGCUCCAGUCUUGGGCUCAAGAACGGCACCCAAUGUACCGAAUGUCCCGUUGGUCACUACUGUCCCGAUGGAUCUCAAAACCAACCUACCGUAGCUCCUAUUCCAUGCCCUCCCGGUACUUAUAAUCCCAAGACAAGGAUCGGAUACCUUUUGAACUGCGAGCCCUGUCCUUCCGGGUAUGCGUGCCCGCGCGCAGGUCAAAUGACGUAUAACGACUCCUGUCAAGAGGGUUAUUAUUGUCCUAAUGGAACCGUUUCACCAUCACAGUAUCCAUGUCCUCCUGGGACCUACACUAAUCGUACUGACCUCAAUAGACCGGAGGAGUGCACACCUUGUCCACGUGGGAAAUCGUGUGGUUGGGCAACAGCUGUGAGUUUUAACAAAUGGAAAGUUUGUCAACAAGGACAUUACUGUCCGUUAGGUACACCGUCACCAACAAAGUACCCAUGUCGUCCUGGUACAUAUUCAAACAGCUCGGAUCUUUACGCUCCUGAGCAGUGCACCGAAUGUCCUGAAAGGAGCUAUUGUCCUGGGGGAGAACCUUACCCAAGGGGAUUGUGUCCACCCGGUUAUUAUUGCCCUGCUCGUACAAGAUUUGCUCAAGAGUUUCCUUGUCCUAACGGAACGUACAACCUGCACUAUGGCAAAUCAGACCGAAGCGAAUGCCAAGAAUGUACAUUGGGGCAUUUUUGCGAACUCGGAACAGUGCAACCAACACCUUGCCCUAUAGGUACUUACAUGCCAUACGGAAAGAACAUAACAGGAAAUACGUCGAAUGGCAAUGCAGCGGGCUAUCAAAACCACUGUCUUGCAUGUACAAUGGGCUACUAUUGUUUGAAUGCUACCAUCAACCCUUAUCCUUGUGGCAAAGGCAAGUAUACUAAGUCUGGCCAAUCCGUCUGUCCUUCGUGUCCGGCGGGACGGUACUGUGAUUCGGAAGCCACGGGAUUUGACGACAUGGAAGCAAACAAAACAUGCCCGGCCGGAAAAUAUUGCAGUGGAGGAUUGAAAGAUGUCAGUGAAGCUACGGAUUGUUCAAAAGCACAUUAUUGCUUGCAAGGAGGUGAAAAGGAGACCCCCUGCCCAGCUGGAACGUUUAAUCCUGAGGUAAACGGUUCCAGUUUAAAGUCGUGUCGGCCAUGUACUGCAGGGUUGUACUGUUUAGAAAAAUCAGAAAAGCCAACUGCUGAGUGCAGUAGGGGCUACUACUGCCCGACUAAUAUAACCGAUGGCGUGUCCUCGACAAUCAUUGGCUCAUACGGCCCUACUCAAGUUCCUUGCCCGCCAGCGACGUUUCGCAAUGAAACUGGAGCUCGCACCGUUCAUGACUGCUCGCCUUGUCCGAUCACCAACUACUGUCCGCAAGGCAGCGAAGUACCGAAAUCAUGUCUCCGUGGGUAUUACUGUCCACCAGAAGUGAGCGAGCCACAGCCGUGCCCUAUUGGAACGUAUGGAAACAGAACAAAUCUUGGAGCGCUUGAAGAAUGCACAAAUUGUACCAAAGGCUGGUAUUGUGAUGCGCCUGGUUUACCAACUCCGCGCGCUCAGUGUGACGCAGGCUAUCUGUGUUUGGGAGGUGCUUACACGAGUACACCUACGGAUGGAAUUACUGGCAUGAUUUGUCCUCGUGGUGGUUUCUGCAUCAUUGGAUCCUACGAGUCUCAAGCCUGUCCUCCCGGCACCUACAGUGUGACAGGCGGGGCUACAAAUAACCAGGAUUGCGCAAGAUGUGACGCGGGAUUCUACUGCGCAACGGCAAGCCAACCACGUCCAGACGGACCGUGCACCGCUGGGUAUUACUGCAAGGAAGGAUCAAUAACUCCCAACGAAACCAUCACCGAGCCUGGAUACUACACUCCGGAAGGAUCGUCCGAGCCGCAGCCGUGUCAACCAGGAUUCUAUAAUCCAUCGCAGAAACAGAGCCGGUGUCUUCCAUGCAAAGCUGGCUAUUACUGCCCCAGCAACAAAAUGAAGUCCAUAUCUGGAUAUGAAUGCCCAAGAGGGUACUAUUGUCCUAUAGGGAGCCACAGAAGAUACGAAUGUCCACCAGGAACAUUCAAUAAUUAUACAAAAAGAUCAUCUCUCAACGAUAGUUGUCAACCGUGCCCAACCGGAUGGUACUGCCAGGGAGCCGCAAACACUUUGCCGACAGGGAAAUGUAAUGCCGGCCAUAUUUGUUUUGGUCGAGCCGAGAGCGACGCUCCAGCAUUUGUAAAAGGAGAGUUAGAGUGGGGAAAAUUGUGUGACCCAGGCCACUAUUGUGAAGAAGGAGCGACAUACGAAAAACGCUGCCCUAAGGGGACGUACAGGUCAGAAAACAGUGGAAAAAAAUUGAGCGAUUGUACACUUUGUGACGAUGGGAAAUUUUGUAACGAUACUGGUCUAACUGGAGUUUCAGGGGAGUGUUCCGCAGGUUACUUCUGUCUGAGGGGAUCACCCUCCUCCACGCCUAACAACGGCAGUCAUGGUGGGCGAUGUCCAAGAGGAAAUUAUUGUCUAAAAGGAGCAAGCAGUCCGGAUAACCCUUGCGAACAAGGUUACUAUGCGGAUGAAACUGGAUUGUCUCAAUGCAAAACAUGCCCAGAGGGCAAAAACUGCCCACGGGGUACCGAUUACCCGGAACCUUGCCCUCGUGGAGAUUACUGUCUGAAAGGAGAUAAUACAAACCAACGGGGCGCCCCAGAACCGUGCCCAAAGGGAACAUUUGGCAGUCGUGAUGGUUUAAAAACUAAAACCGAAUGCACGGACUGCACCCCUGGCCACUACUGUGUCCAGUCAGGCCUUUCCAAUGUCACCGGCCCGUGUGCUGCUGGCUAUUGGUGUAAGACGAAAGCAUCAACGGCGACACCAAGUUCUAAUGAUAAAAGUGGUCCGAAUGGACGCUGUCCAUCUGGCGGAUACUAUUGCGAAGCGGGAUCAUCGACCUUCCAGCGCUGCCCCGUUGGCAGAUACGCCGAACCAGGUCGAAAUGGACUGAGAAGUGCCGACGAGUGCAACAUUUGCAAAUCCGGACACUACUGUGCUUAUGGUAAUCAGACGGAGGCGACGGGAAAGUGCGCUCCAGGUUAUUAUUGUACCGCGGGUUCCCCAGUCCGCAAGCCCACGAAUAGUACUUUUGGCGGAAAAUGUUUCACAGGAUAUUUCUGUCCAGAAGGCAGUUCCUGGCCAACGCCGUGUCCCGCGGGAGAAUACAACAAUGAAACUGCUAGGGAAACAUGUUUAGGUUGUCCUGCUGGUUUCUUCUGUACUAUUAAUACGACUUCACCCUCCGAAUGCCCAGCGGGCUACUAUUGCCCGCACAAGACGAAGACCAGUACGGCAAAUCCUUGUCCGGCAGGUACUUUUAAUAAUCUUACAUCACGUACAUCGCUGGAUGAUUGCCUGCCAUGCACUCCUGGUUCUUAUUGUGCUACUAAAGGUUUGAGCAGUGUGACAGGCCUCUGUGACGGUGGUUACUUCUGCAGCAACAGAUCAAUAAGCAAGACACCGGGGAACCUCGAGGAAGGUGGUGGACCUUGCCCUCCGGGGACAUACUGUCGAUUAGGUUCCCCCGCACCAAUAGAAUGUCCUCCUGGCAAGCGAUGUUCGGCAGCAAGGGAUGAACCCGACGGAGACUGCUUCCCAGGCUACUAUUGCACGGGUGGUGCUAAUGUAGGCUCACCCACUGGUGGUAAUGGUGGUGAUCGCUGUCCUUUAGGAGCCUAUUGUCCUGAAGGAAGCAAAAAUUACACCCGUUGUCCACCUGGAACAUACGCAGACACACGGGAUAAUGUGAAUAUUACCCAGUGUAAGAAUUGCACGGUGGGAAAGUAUUGCAAAGGCUGGGGUAACCCUGCACCAACAGAUGACUGCGACGAAGGGUACUUUUGCCCGCCCGGCCAGGUGAUGCCUAAUCCGAACGAUUUCAUUUGCCCGGAAGGUCAUUUCUGCAAAAGCGGAUCGGAACGUCCGACACGAUGUGAUUCAGGCGAAUACCAAGAUGAGAAACGGAAAGGAUCUUGCAAGAUAUGUCCCGCUGGGUAUUACUGCGACAAUCGAUUGAGUCCGGUGGUUUUAUUCAAGAACAGUUCGUGCCCUGUUGGUCAUUACUGUCCUUCCGGCACAAAGACAGCGUUCGAGUACAAAUGUCCUCGUGGAACAUUCAGUAAUGAAACAGGAUUGGAAAACGUCACACAAUGCAGUCCAUGCCCGGGCGGAUUUUUCUGUCCGGAGCUGGGUCAGUCGAUGUUUUCAUCACAAUGUAAUGCAGGUUAUUACUGCCGGAGUGGGGCAUACAUUGGUACGCCUGAAUACCACCCUGAGAAUACAACCAUCUGCCAGCCUGGAUCCUUCAAUUUUUCAGACGCAGGGCCCUGCCCACCAGGUCGUUUUUGCCCGCAAGGUACGGCCGAGCCUGAAAAGUGUCCGCCCGGAACAUUUAGCAACCAGACAAAACUCCAGUCCAAAGUAGAAUGCGCAAACUGUACCGAGGGAAUGUUUUGUGAUGAUUACGGAUUGACAAAGCCCUCUGGGAAGUGUUGGGCUGGAUACUACUGUCCGAGUGGAGCAGAUCGUCCCGACUACGUAGCGUGUCCUGCUGGAAGCUUCUGCGUUAACGGAAGCGUCGCUGGGGAGCUCUGUCCAAAUGGGACUUAUAGGAACAUAACAAAAGGAAAGAACAGAGACGAUUGCUUUGCGUGUACACCUGGUAGCUAUUGCGAUGGUAAUGGUCUCGAGAAACCAUCAGGCCCGUGUGGUGAAGGUUACUAUUGUCCGAGUGGUUCAAAGUAUGUCAAACCACCAGGUUUUCAAUGCUGGGUGGGGCAUUAUUGUCCUGGCGGGAAUCCGGAGCCGAUUCCAUGUCGUAACAACAGUUACGUCAAUUACACUGGAGCUGUUCAGUGCGUGCCUUGUCCCGCUGGGUAUUACUGUGUGAUUGCUGGUACUACGGUUAUAUGCCCGAAAGGAUAUUAUUGUCCGGCUGGUACAGGUAAGGACCUUAAAUCGUGUCCUCGUGGUACCUACGGCCCAGAAAAUGGCUAUUAUGAAGUAUCUCAAUGCAAACCUUGCAAGGCUGGCAUGUACUGUGGCCUAGAACAUAUGAACAAUGUAACCACAAAAUGUGCGCCCGGUCACUGGUGUGAAUACGGAGUAGAUAGACCUCGACCAGUUGGACGAAAUAGCAGCGAUGUAGACGCUAUGUAUAAUAAUACGUCAUGCCCCCAUUACGAUGGAAAAGAGACUGGCUUUGGUGGAAUUUGUCCUCUUGCAACGUAUUGCCCCGAAGGUUCCCAAAGACCCAUACCAUGUGCAGCUGGAAGCUAUGCGCCUGUAGCUGGACUUUCGAAGUGCAGGGAUUGUGCGGAAGGUUAUUAUUGUCCUGAAAACCAGUCAUCGUACGACAGUUUCCCGUGUCCUAGGGGAUAUUACUGCCCCAAUGGAACAAAGUCUCUGUACGAUCAUCCUUGUGAACCUGGCACAUAUAACAACCGUCUUCGCAGAACCAAACCAGAAGAUUGUGUCCCCUGCUUGGCUGGCUAUUUCUGUCCGGAAUGGGGAAUGGCUGAACCAAACAAAACAUGCGAUGCAGGCUAUUACUGUCGUCGAAGUGCAAAAUCAGGGACUCCGGAUCAAGGAACAGAUGCCAACAUAUGUCCUCAAGGCCAUUAUUGUCUCAACGGUACUGGCGAACCUUACAAUUGUCCAAAAGGGACCUUAAAUAAACAGACAGGUUUAAAAAAAGAAGAUGAAUGCCAGACAUGCCCAGCGGGCUUCUAUUGCUCCCAAUAUGGCGCGAAUACGACCAGCGGUUCGUGUGCACCCGGAUACUACUGCCCGCCUGGCUCCGUCACCAAGCAACAGGAAUCUUGCCCCGAAGGAAAAUACUGCCCACGUGGAAGCGAGAAACCACAGUUAUGUCCAGUUGGCACGUAUCAACCAAAUAAACGUCAGGAUGAUAUUGGAGACUGUCAGCUGUGUACUGAAGGGUUUUUCUGUGCAACUCCUGGUCUUGGGAACUACAGUGGUCCAUGUGCUAACGGGUCUUAUUGCCCAACCAACUCUAGUAUAUCCACACCUUACGAUUGUCCCAAAGGAUUUCAUUGCCCAGAAGGAAGUCCGCGGCCGAAACCCUGUCCUGCUGGACAAUUCACUAACUCGACCUCGACCAGCAAAUGCGAGGCCUGUCCCCCCGGAUAUUUCUGCUUGCCAUUAUUGUGGAGCGGUGCUGUAAAGAAUGAUUCAAAAGGUUACGAAAUCUGCCCAGUCGGCUUCUAUUGUCCGGAAGGAACUGGUUCUGACCUACGUCCUUGUAAAGCAGGUACAUUCAGCAACAGAACUGGACUGUUUUCUCAGACUCAAUGCACAGACUGUACCCCUGGAUUCUUUUGUGACGGAAACAACUCAACUGCGCCCACUGCACCUUGCUCCCCAGGAUACUAUUGCACUUCAGGCGUCGCUGUCGCGAAACCGUACAUCGGAUCUUACAAUUCUACCAACUACGCGUGCCCGCUGGUCAAAUAUCUCGGCCAGUAUGUUGGCAUUGGAGACAUCUGUCCUGAAGGUCAUUUUUGUCCUGGUGAAACAUCCACACCUAAAGCAUGUCCUCCUGGAACAUACAACGAUGAAAAGGGCCAAUGGCAGUGUAAACGGUGUCCUGAAGGAUUCUACUGCCCGUCAAAAACCGUGUCUUUUGUCAACAAUUCGUGUCCUAGUGGACAUUAUUGUCCAAACAACACUCGUUAUGCCCGUCAGUAUCCUUGUAACGAAGGCACGUACAAUGCCUUGACGGGGGAACGUUCAGCGGCGUCAUGUACUUCAUGUACUCCGGGAAUGUAUUGUGAGGGUGAUGGAUUAUCCUGGCCGACUGGACCCUGUAGUGCUGGAUGGUUCUGCAACGGUAGCGCUACCAGAAAUAUGACCACGACGCAUGGCGGACGCUGCGAACCAGGAUACUACUGCCCGAGCGGAUCUGAUAAAAUGGAACCUUGUUCCGGCGGCUCUUUCUGUGAAACGCCAGGUCUCGCUCUUCCUACCGGAAACUGUACGGCCGGGCAUUAUUGCACUUUGGCUGCCAAAGUAUCCACUCCGAAUGAUGGAAUAACGGGAGGAGAGUGUUCGCGUGGGCACUAUUGUCCAACUGGCUCAGCGUUCGAACAUCCGUGCCAACCCGGGUAUUAUCUGGACUCUCCGGGGGCAACCGAGAAGUCAUCUUGCAAAUUAUGCUCUCUGGGAAAGUUUUGUAAUGGAACCGGGUUAGAGGUUCCGACCGGGAAUUGUUCAUCGGGGUACUUCUGCCCCGGCGGUCAAGUUAGUUCCACUCCUUUCAAUUACUCAUGCCCUGUCGGACACUACUGCUUGAAAGGGGAUAGUAAGCCUCGGCCAUGUCCCUCCGGUACGUAUCAAGAUAACCCAGAGAAAUCCUCGUGUAAGCAGUGUCCAAAGAAGUUUUACUGCAAUGCAACGCAAAGUCCUGUCGUGAACUACAAUCCGUACGUUUGUCCGCAAGGGUAUUACUGUCCUCCGGGGACAACGUUUGCUGAAGAAUAUGCUUGCGAGAUAGGAACCUUCAAUAAUUUGACCGGUCGCGCAUCGCAGUCAGAAUGUACGAAAUGUCUUGGCAAGUAUUACUGUGGUCAACCUGGACUGACCUAUCCAAACACACUGUGUGCUGCUGGAUUCUACUGUAAAGAAGGUGCUAAUAUAUCAACACCGUCCCAAGGGGAAGAUGCAAAUAUAUGUCCCCAGGGAUAUUAUUGUGAGGAAGGCACUGCUGUUCCUGAUCCAUGCCCGGCAGGCACAUUUAGCAAUACACCAGGUUUAAAGAACUCGUCAUCUUGCACUCCUUGCACAGAAGGUUAUUAUUGCAGAUAUCCCGGCUGGACGAACGAAACCGCGUUAUGCCAGCAAGGUUAUUACUGUCCCAAGUUUUCCACAUCCUCCCGGCAGUCGCAAUGUCCGACCGGCAGGUAUUGCCCCACCGGAAGUCCUUCACCGAGACUAUGUCCAACGGGGACAUUCUCAAAUAUCACGGAAUUGUGGAUGGAAUCCCAGUGUAAAAAUUGUACUCCUGGUUACUACUGCGGCUCUCCAGGGGGAAGUUCGCCGUCAGGAAGAUGUAUGGCCGGAUAUUAUUGUCCCGUUGGGUCAAAAACAAUCAGAGAAGUUGAUUGUCCAAUUGGAUUCCAUUGCCCUGAAGGUAGCAAGACCCCAAGAGAUUGUCCUUCGGGCUCGUUUACAAACACAACACGAUCAUCAGUUUGCCAGCAAUGUCCGGAAAGAUAUUACUGUAUACCCAACAAUGUUACGGCUGGUUAUCCACAGUCUGGCUAUCAUGCUUGCCCGAGAGGAUAUUUCUGCCCACCAGGAACUGGUCUUGACUGGAAGGCAUGCCCGAAAGGAUCCUACAGCAAUUCUACUGGCCUCAGCAAGGAGUCUGAAUGCGAGCCCUGCGAUGGUGGAUAUUAUUGCGAUAAAUUGAACGCCACGAAACCAACAGCCCAAUGUUAUGGGGGCUAUUACUGUGAAUCUGGCGUCGAUAGGCCCGAUCCCAUUAAUACUGGCAAUGCAAGUAGCUUUACCAAUAACUGCAGCAUCUAUGGAUAUCACACUGGUUUUGGUGGAGUUUGCCCAAUUGGUCAUUAUUGUCCGCAAGGCUCCGUCAUGCCAAUCGGAUGUCCCGAUGGAUCCUACCAAGAUCGGCCUGGAAAAACCCAUUGUAAAUCAUGCCCAGCUGGUUACUAUUGUCGAAACAAUGCUUCGUCGUAUAUCAGUAAUGAAUGCGCCGUGGGUCACUAUUGCUUGGUAAAUACGACUCAGCCAAAGCAAUUUCCAUGCCCACCUGGGACAUUCAAUCCAAAAACGGCUCAGGUCAACCGGUCAUCGUGUCUCAACUGCACACCUGGGAUGUAUUGCGAAGGAACUGGUAACGAGUAUCCGACCGGCAACUGUUCGGCAGGAUGGUAUUGCACUGGUGGAGCCGACGUAUUUCAGCCUCCUGGAGACCAUUGUUUACCUGGCUUCUACUGUCCAAACGGUUCAUCAUUCCCGAUACCGUGUGAUCCUGGAUCCUAUUGCAAGACUUCUAGAUUGUCAAAACCUACUCAUGAAUGUGAAGCUGGGUGGUAUUGUACCUCGGCUGCCAUAGAUCCGCAACCUGCUAAUAACAUCACUGGGAACAUCUGCCCUAUGGGCAGUUUUUGUCCGCGGGGAUGCAGAGCGCCGCAACCAUGUCCUAUUGGUACUUUUCUUAACACAACUGGAAACAGGAAUGCUACAGACUGCCAGGAUUGCACUCACGGAUGGUAUUGCGGUGGAAAUGGUUUACCUGCUCCUACUGAUCAUUGUGAUCCGGGAUAUUACUGUGAUGGCCGUGCAACAAGGACGGACUGGAAGCCAUGUCCGAAAGGUCACAAGUGCUCAGGCAGCGAUCAGCCACAACCUUGCGUUGCUGGCUUUUACCAAAACGAAGCGGCCAAAUCUGUCUGCAAGCGUUGUGAGCCUGGCUAUUACUGCGAAGAUAUACCCGUCACGAACUAUACACAAUACGAGUGCCCAGCUGGACACUAUUGCCCGAGACAGACUGAAUCUGAUACACAAUAUCCCUGUCCGCUCGGUAGAUUCAAUAACGCGACGAAGAGGACCGAACUUGACGAUUGUAUACCAUGCACUGGUGGAUUCGCGUGUGAUGAACCCGGGCUUACCUCACCCUAUAGACUCUGCUCGGCCGGGUAUUAUUGCAGACGUGGUGCGAACAGUACAACGCCAAAUCUUGGAAACGAUGCCAAUAUUUGUCCGGCGGGUUCUUAUUGCCCCGAAGGAACAGACGAACCAAGAGAAUGCCCAGUCGGAACGUUCCGAGGUACCGACGGCGGACAAGUAUCCAGUGAUUGUCAGAAUUGCACUGGUGGUCAUUUUUGCAACAAAACCGGCUUAACGGCUACCGCUGGUCUGUGCGAUGCUGGAUUCUACUGCAUCGAAGGUUCAUCCGAUCCACGGCAAAUACCAUGCCCCGAAGGACGUUACUGCGAGCGUGGAACGUUUCAUCCUAAACUCUGCUCUGCCGGCACGUUUUUAAACAGCACGAUGGGAAAAGCAUCCGUUGAUUGCAUACAGUGUACCUCAGGUAGCUAUUGUGAAACAAAAGGUCUGACGACGCCAACAGGGUAUUGUGAGGCUGGUUAUUAUUGUCCUAGUGGCAGCUCGAACAAGACAGCUAUUGAGUGUCCGAUUGGUACGCACUGCCCGCAAGGAAGCGACAUAUACAGAGCCUGCGCUGCUGGAAUGUACACCGAUUAUACCAAAGCAUCAAUUUGCCACGUUUGUCCACCAGGAUUUUAUUGUCUUCCAGAGAAGGUUGUUCCGGGUGAUAUAUCAACUGUAAAGACAAUUUGCCCGCCUGGAUUCUUUUGUCCAAACGGAACAGGCUCGGAUUGGCAAGCCUGCCCGCCUGGUACAUACGGCGCUGCAAGUCAGCUUAGCGAAGAAAGACAGUGUACACCCUGUGAUCCCGGGAAGUUCUGCCGUGGUUCUAAUUUGACCUCGCCAAAUGGCGAAUGCCAAGCUGGGUACUACUGUUCACGUGGCGCGGCCGUGCCCAAUCCAGUUAUGACAAACUUGACCUACUGUCCAGCGCAUUUUGUUCACGUUACUAUUGGCGAUAUAUGCCCGCGCGGGCACUUCUGUCCGAAGAAAAGUGAGAUGUACAAGGGCUGUGAACCAGGAACGUACAAUAAUGAAGAAGGCCAACAUGAAUGUAAAACUUGCCCUAGUGGUUAUUACUGCUUGGGGAAUACAACAGACUUCGUGCCAUUCGUUUGUCCAAAAGGGUAUUAUUGUCCAUCCAGGACUCCACAUCCUAACUACAGGCCAUGCCCGCCAGGCACAUAUAAUAAUCUUAUGGGAGGACAAAAUAUCUCCGCCUGUCAAGACUGCAAACCAGGAUAUUACUGCUCUGGCUGGGGAAAUAUUUUGCCAACUGAUCCUUGUUCUGCAGGUUGGUAUUGUCCUGGUGGCAAUAAUGUUUCUCAACCACCGGGCUAUGAAUGUCAAGCUGGCUUCUACUGCCCACUGAAUUCCUCGAAUAUGACUCGCUGCGACGAAGGUAGAUACUGUCCAACUACGGGUAUGUCCACACCCGGUCCUCUAUGUGAUGCCGGUUAUUACUGUCCACUUCAAUCGGCAUCUUCCAGAGAGAAGGAUUGUCCACCUGGACACUUUUGCCCCAGCGGAAGUAAAUCCCCUUCGCCGUGUGACCCUGGGACUUAUCUACCACGUGCGAAUCACGAGAAUAAAUCUGAAUGCAUUGAAUGUACAGCUGGUAUGCAUUGUAAUAGAAGUGGCUUGUCUACGCCAUCUGGAAUGUGCGAAGAAAAGUACUACUGUCCACCGGGACAAAGGACUUCUCGGCCUACGCAAUAUUUCUGCCCACCUGGGCACUACUGUCAGGUUGGUUUUGAAGAGCCAAAACGUUGUAGCAACGGCACCUAUCAACCAAACAACUACAGCGCGUCGUGCAAGCCAUGUGACGAAGGAUACUAUUGUGACAACACUAACUCACCCGUGUACGACCUGACUGGCUCGGAAUGCCCGGAAGGACACUAUUGUCCACGAGGAACCAAGUUUGCUACUGAGUUCCCCUGCUUGCCUGGAACCUGGAGUAACGUCACGAAACUCGUGAAAGCCGAUCAAUGUUUCAAAUGCCCUCAAAGAUACUAUUGUCAAAGAUCUGGACUAAGCUCUCCGCAAGAUUUUUGCUUCCCAGGCUUCUACUGUAACAAAACCGGCACUGAAAUACCGAACCCACCGGAAGGCGAAUGUCCUAGAGGGUAUUAUUGCCCGAGAGGGAGCUAUCUUCCGGUACCUUGCCCCAGAGGAUCAUAUACGAACUCGACGAAAAAUGGAAACGAGACUGACUGUAAGCCCUGCAGCCCUGGUAAAUAUUGUCAGGCCAAUGAGGGAGUAAUGAGAGAAAGAGAUUGCAACCCAGGAUUUAUCUGUUUAAUUGGAUCGACGGUUCCAAACCCAGUCAAUGGAUCUCAGGGAUAUAGAUGUCCAGCAGGACAUUAUUGUGAAGCAGGAGCUGUAAGGGAAACACCUUGCCCUCCGAAGAAAUUUGCUCGGUCUCCUGAACAUGAAACUUGCUUGUCAUGUCCACGGGGUUCUAUCUGUCCGACUAACGGAACCAUAAAUCCUCUGCCCUGCCCCAAAGGACACUAUUGUACAGGAGGAAACAAUAAAGGCGAAGAAUGCCCGAAAGGAACUUACAGACCUAAAUUGUCAGGAGGCUUUAAGAACGACUGUUUGCCAUGCGAUGCUGGCUUUUAUUGUGACCGACCAGGUCUGGACAAGGUGAGUGGACCUUGCUCCGAGGGUUACCGGUGUCUUGGUGGAGCAAAAUCAAAAACUCCAAGUAAUGGGGAUAACAAGCGUUGCCCCAAAGGACACUAUUGUGUUAACGGAACGACCCGCGAAGAGAAAUGUCCAGAAGGAACAAUGCGAAGUACUGAUGGGGCCGCUACGAUCAAAGACUGCAGUCCAUGCCGACCAGGGUGGUAUUGUGACAAGACUGGCCUUGAUCAACCAUCCGGAAAAUGUGAUCCUGGGUACUACUGCCCGGAAGAUGCUCGAACUAAAGUGUCUUCUCCCACGGGCUUCAGAUGCCCACCGGGCCAUUACUGUCCUCUCGGGACGGCUGAUCCUAAAGGAUGUGAUCCUGGCUUAUACCAACCCAAUAGGGGAAACGAUACCUGUUUCGCAUGCCCUUCCGGAAGAUUCUGCCUCGGUAAUACUAGUAUACCGGAGGUCUGUCCUCCACAUAGUUACUGUCCCGGCGGUACCAUCGAACCAAUCUUCUGUCCGAACGGUACAUAUACCACCAAGAACACUACCGGAUUGUAUAACGCCACGCAGUGCUCGCCAUGCAUCGUCGGACAUUUUUGUCAGCGGGGUGAAAUAUCAGAGAAAUGCAGCGCUGGGUAUCUUUGCCAUCAAGGUAAUCCCACUCCAACACCGGACGGCAUCGAUAAGACAAUUGGAGAAAUAUGUCCUUACGGAUUCUACUGUCCUGCUGGUGCCACAGAUAAAGUAGCUUGCUCCAGGGGGUUGGUAAUCGAUAAAUCUGGAGCUAAGUCACUGUCUGACUGCGCACUCUGUCCAGCUGGGAAAAUAUGCAGCGAGAAUAAUACGCUAGCUGUUGCUUGUACGGUGGGAUUCUACUGUCCAUAUAAUGCCACCAUGAAGCCUUGUCCGAUAGGGACUUAUUCCAACACAAUCGGGGCAACGAACAGCACCACUUGUAAACCAUGUCCGCCUGGUUAUUGGUGUAAUCGGCCAGGAAUGAGCGAUUUCAGCAUCAGUCCAUGUCCAGUUGGUUUAUUCUGUAACGAAGCCAUCAUCAAACCGACGCCCUGUCCUAGUAAUGGAACAUACCGGAAUUCUACUGGUGCUGGUUCUAUCGAAGAAUGUUAUGCCUGUCCCCGCGGAUACAUAUGUCCUUUCAACGCCACUGUCUCGCCCAUAGCUUGUCUCAACGGAACCUACUGCCCGCCUGGAUCAGUUGAACCGCGAAAAUGUCAACCAGGAUUUUACUGUCCGAGAUCAAUGUAUCAAAUUACCUGUCCUUCUGGCUUCUAUUGUCCGCUCGCUCUAUCCUAUGCGUUGCAAUGCCCGAUGGGGUAUUAUUGCGAUCCUACACUGCUGAAUAGAACUGGCGGUGUUAUCAAACCAAGUUUAUGUCCCAAAGGUUACGAGGAGAUUCCUGGCUCGCAUCGUAAAACGCUAAAUGAUACUUGUCAGAUCUGCAAACCUGGUCACUUCAACGACGAUCCUUCCACGUAUCCUUGCCGGAAAUGUAAAGCGGGUGUUAUCUGUUUCAAAGGUGCCACGACGGACGAACCUCUCGCGAACAACUCUCUCUACGGAGUGAAAUAUACCAAGUCAUUCCCUUGUCCUGUUGGUUAUUAUUGCAAAUCAGGUGACGUCGUUCCAACGGCGUGUCCCAAUAAAACAUACAACCCUUUGGAGAGGCGUUCCCGAAAAGAAGAGUGCUUGCUAUGUCAAGUUGACCAUUAUAACCACCUUACAGGACAGAAAGCCUGUUUCCAUUGCGGAGGACAAGCCAAACAGCCAUAUCUUGGUCAAGAUAGAUGUCAGUGUAACGGCUUACAUCGUGUCUUCAUGCCAAGCGAUCAGACUUGCUUAUGCGAGAAAGGCUUCAGAGCCAUGGAAGGUCGUGAAUUGGAUUGCGUGAGAAAGCUGUAUCCAUUCUGCCCUGAAGGGACAUGGCGAUCUCAAGCCGGAGACUGUUUAAGUAGCGAUGAAUGGAGAGACUAUUGUACUUCUGGGGUCUGUAACAAUGGAGAUUAUGUUGGCUUCGAUCGCCAACUUGGACUGUGUAAAUGUCAAGUGGAUGACUUGGAGGAUAUUUGUGAUAAAAAAUGUCGCCGACUACAGGAAGAUCGUCUCGAACAUAUUUGUGCUGAGAAACCAUAUUUGAAAAUAAAUCCAAGUCAGGGAAGUCCGGUUAUCCUCAACGAUUUAGAGUCAUACAGUAACAUACCAAAUUUCCAGGGCACAUUUAGCAAAGACAAAUGCUCAAAGCUCGAUUCCGGUGGUCAUCCAUUCAAUUUAGUCGAAAUGGGAGAAAACGGAUUCCUUGGAACCUACAAUCCACCUGCAGAUUUUAUUUUGGAUAUCUUAUCAAAGAAUCGGAAAGAGGAAAACUCAACAUCGCCGACAUCUGCACCUUCCUCGCGGAGACGCCGUAGCUUGCUCGCGGUAUCGACUACUGGUAGUUCGCUCUCCGGCAUUGCCAACCCCACGACGUGCGUCAGCUAUGGCUCCUCGAUGAUGUUCGUUGUCGACAACGAUAACUAUCCAGAGUACGACGAAAAUAACUUGUACAACACCAAUCCAGAUUUUGAUUCGGGUCCGUUCAGAGAUCUGAAGGAAAGACACGAGCUCAUGAAUACCAACUCUACCUUGUUUGCCUUCAAGUUUGAUUCGCCUGGAGUGUAUGUGUUUAGGUCCAGUAAAUUUCCAGAUCAUAAAAUGUACAUUCGUGUGAUGGCGCUUGGUGCUCAGUGUGCUGAAGAUGGUCCAUUCUUCUCGACUACUCCGCGUUCUGUGAUUCAAAACGGCAUGGCUAUAUCGCAGGACAUUCUGAUCGUACCUGAUUGGUUGCUAAUUGGAUUAAUGAUGGCCAGUUUACUGUUGCUUAUGGUUAUUCUAGUCAUUGGACUGUUGAUAUUCCGAAAACAUGGCUGGAGGAAAAUAGUGUUUACUUCUCCCAAGUACAGGAAAUUAAACACUCUGUACAAUUUUGAUGAUUAUUCAUCCAAAGGAUCUGCUGUUCAUCCCUCGAAGAAACUUCACAGGAACUUCCAUGCCAUUGAUGGCGCAGCUGCGGAAAAUGAAUUUGAAACUUCUCAAGCCGUUGUUGGAAAUGAAAUGAAGUCGGAUGAGUUUUGGGAUUAUGAGAAACAAGUUGAUCUGGAAGCUUUCAGCUGUAACGAAUUUUACUCAAUUCUGUCCAAACAAUCGCGUGAUGUCACUUCCUCCAUAGCUCGUCAAAAGGAUCAGGCUAAAGAACUGUACCAGAAAGUCAACCAACAGACUGAGUCACUUCGUGGUUUAUGGGUUGCAAAGCUGAAUCUUCGUGGUCGUUCGGCAAUUGCUUCACCAGAAGAUUUGCAACUCUACGAGAACAAAAGGAAAGAGCUCGAUGAUGAGGUUGAACGCAGAAAAGACCUUGGAUUUACUUUCCAACAACUCCUUCGAAAAGAACUGGAUAUUUUAAAUGAGGACGAAAAAGGCCGUGAAGAACAUCAAAUCUCGUUUACUGCUGCCGUUUCUGAAGCUAUGCGUGUCUUGAAUGGACUGACUGAAAAUACGACGACGCUAACAUAUCUGGACAGACAAAAAGUCAACGCAAAGGUGGAUGCUCUAUUACAAGACAUGGCAGUGGAGGUGACCAGUGAAUGCCAACGGCGCGGAACCUGGUCUUUGUUGGGUCAAAUGACUGGUGCUCAGCUCUGUACCACCGAUGGCAAAGAACUUAAUUAUAAUGAUAUAUUUGACGCGGACGGAAACCUUCUGACAGACGAUCUCGUACGGCUCGAUCCUUACACUGGACUGUUUGUCCCAAGAGAAGGGGCUUGCAAUAUGAUGCUGGCCGAUAAGUUUACAGUCGUUCCUAUUCCAGCCGAUUUCUGUAUUCAUCCUAAGACAGGCAAAGUCAUGCCUAUUGAAGGUAACGUCGUUUAUGAUCCGGUAACCACUCACCUCGUAGUCACUGCGGAUAAUGCCAAUGACGAAACUGGAAAUUUGAGCGAAACACCCAUCCCGUACAUCCCUUAUCCAGUAAAUCCUGAUACGGGCAACCCUGUGAAGAACAACUUUUCACAACACAUUAAACCGAGUGAGAUAAAAUACGGAGACCCAACGAGCGACCCUAAAACUGGCCUUAUUGCGCCAAUAUUGGGAGUCACCAUUCAUCCGGAAACGGGUGCUAUCUACCCAGUAGGUGGUUGUCAGGAGAGUCCGGUUUCAGGACUGCCAGUACCCAUUGAGCUCGGAACCAUGAUGUUUGACCCCAACACCGAUCAACCAGUACCGGUUGUAUCGAUAACCAUAGACCAUCGCACUGGUUUUGUCAUUCCCGUCGGAGGGAGUAUGACCGAAUCUGGAAAGGGUGAGGAAGUGCCAGUUAUUGUAGGAGAGGCCUACAUCGAGCCUUUGUCAGGGCAUACUCUCAAAGUCACUGGGGCUAGACUAAUCGACGACGGCGAUGAGAAGGAGCUGGAAUCCAUGGGAGGAGGUUAUUCUAAUGCACUUGAUGUAUGUGAGCUAUAUCACGAGUCUCGUGUCAUAGAUGCACUUCGUGAGUGGAAGGAAGCAACGGCUGGACACGAAGCAUUGUCGGGACGUCACGAGAAAAGCAUCUUAGAGACAAGGCUGAAGGAGUUGUCGCGAUCCAAAAUUAAAGUGAAAACGCACUUGUUGCGACGUUUACACGGAAUUUUGAAACUCGAAGAGCAGACUACGGAACUCAUGGAAUCUGGCGGCUGUCCGGGGACAUACGAAUAUUACGCGACCGGACAAUUGUUGCCAAUCUUAGUUGGAACCACCAUGAGGGAUAUGUCAGGGUCAGGACUUGAGGUGCCCAUACUUGGCAUCGACAGGGAUCCAGAGAGUAAAGAGAUCAUACCGUUGGGAGGAUCGCUCGAAGAUCCCCACGGUGGUGGACUGGUGCCAAUUAUGCUCGGCGAAAAAGCGGUUGACCCCGCGACCGAAGAAAUGUCCACGAUAUGCGGCGUGAGGUUAAACAAGGACUUGAAGAUAACAGAACCCGUAACCCUGUCUUCAUCCUUGAGGAAGAAGCGAAAGGCGCAUCCCACAUUGCUCUCCCUAUUAGAAGAAGAUUAUGUUGCACGAAAGAGUUUCUGGCGUCGUCAACGUCAUCGCGAGCGAGAGUUGUCGGAACAGCAAACCACUUUGGCAAAGCAGAUACUUGAUAACUACGAAGUUACCUUAAACCACGUUUUCGAACUAAUGGAGUUGCUCAAUGAAGGUGUUUCAUAUCUAUCGGAUGCAGAACAUCGAGAGGCCCAGCGACGUGGUGAUGCCAACAUCGAACAAACUGCUUCCUUGCCGCCAUUCAUCGUGCACUGGAUAACCAGAUUAGAUCAUCCGGAGAAAGAAAGGGAGGAAAGCCAUCAAGCUGCACACAUCAGAUUCGUGGAUGUGAUCGAAAGAUUCUUCGCCAAAUUACAAGCUGAAGAGACAAAGUAUCGGGCAAGAAUGGACGAACUUGAGGGUGCUCUUAAUCCUGAGGCGGAAGCUAGUGUCACGGAGAGGUAUCAUCAACUUAAGGAAAGACUUCGAAGUGAGUUAUCAGAUCAAUUGCAGACCAGAACUGAACAGAUAGACCAAGAACAUGCCGCUUUGGAGUACGUACGAGAAAAAGCCGAGCUGCUGUUUAGUGAAGCAAAGUUAAUCCUAAGCGGUGAAGGUGCCUACACUGGUGAUUUUGGUCUUCUUUUGAACGGAGUAUACGGCGAUGAUAUUCAAUUUACGGAAGCAAAUUCCGAAAUCAUUCCUCUGCUAAAGCGCGUGAUCGCUUUGCUACAAGAAAGUGGCGUCUCGUUAACUGCCACUCGUUUGCCACCUGGUUAUUCGAAUGCUGUCGGCGCUGUUGCCGAGGAACGGCCAGCUAGAAAGAUGGUAACUCUGCAGAAAGAUGAAACGGGUGUACCCGCAUCGGUUGUCGUACACGAAAGAUCGGUUGCGAAGGCAUCUGAGGUUGCGACCGGUUCCACCCUCAUGCACGCUACUCUUGAACCAGGGGUAGCUUCAGCGACAGCAACCCAAGAUUCUGGAAAACCGUCCAUUUUAGCGGAUCAGAUAUUCAACAAUCUGCAAGUCAAUCAACUUGGUGAAACGUUUAGCGGAGGAGAUGUGAGUGUGUCGGACAUCGCUGCUGCCGGUCAGUGGAACGAGGAAAAGCGACGAGAAAUUGGGAAGAACCUACGAGAGAAACACACACUGGAGUGUGUGCAAUACGAGAAUGAACUAAGAGCAGAGGAAAUAAAGACAAUUAACGAGGUCCUCGAGGAAUACCAGGACAAGAAGAAGGCGAAGGUCGAGGAAUUGAGAAGUGAACUACAUGAGAAUUUGCGUCGAGCGACCUCACCGGAAGAGAAGGAAGCCAUGUUUGAAGAAUACACUCGAAAGAUGGAAGAAGCAAUUCAAGCUUUGGAUGAAGAAAAGGAGGAAAAGUUGAAAGAAGUUCGGCAACGUUUGAAACGCGAACGGCUUAGAAAGAAGAAAGAGUUGUACAACCGUCAUAAGGAGGAAGCGAGAAGAGCUGGUAUCGAGCACGUGGUUGAUCUCGAACUGCCAAGUGACGACCAACUUGAACAAGACCUGAUACAGCUUGCCAGAGAAAAAGAAAAGUUGCUGGCAGAAUUGCAGAAAGCUUAUGCUGACGAAGAUGCCGAGCUUCGUCGCAAUCUUGAUACGGAACGAAAAGCCAAGCUUGAUGCGGAUAUGGAAGCAUUGGCGAGGGCAAUGACCACGUUGGUUCCACCUGGGGAUGUACAGGCUGCAAUUAAUGAAAUAAAGGAGACUUCUGGCAAAAUAGCGAAUCGACAACAAGACUUGAAGGAGAAAAUGCGAUCAAAACGGGAGCGACAUCGCGCGAAGAGCGGCAAGGGCGUUCGACUAACAUCAGAAGAAGAAGAGGCGCUAAGGAGCGUGGACCCGGAAUCCGAUGCGGCGACGAGUAUUUUCGAGGCUGCGAAACUUCGAGAAAGCGUCAUAGAGAGGAACGCAGACAACGCUAUAUAUGAUGUUCUAGCUAAAAUUGAGGACGACGAACUCGAAGACACCAAAAGCCGAGUUCUCAACGAUCUUUUGAGUAAGACCGCGAUGUCGGAAGAAGAGAAACGAUCGUUCGUUGCGAAGUUCUUUGCGCAGGCUGCGGAAGCGAGGGAGAAAUUGAAUGACACGAGGGAAUACAACCAAGCUGUACUCGCUGCUAAGAUAGCGGCGCGAAGGAGAAUGAAAGAAAGUCUUGCCAAAGAGAGGGCAAUGAAAGAUGAGGUGGCUGCUCUGUCCAAAAAACAGGCCCGUAUGUCGAAAGAUGCAGAUACAGUCGACGUUCUGGAAACAACGGAGGAAAUUAUGAAAGAAAGUGUGAGUGAGGCGAUGAAAGCUUUGGAGACCGAGCAGACGGAAAAACUUGAAGAAAUGGAGGUCGAACACAGAAAGGACGUUUUCCAUAUGGAAGAAGAACUUAAAAAUGCGACGAACAGAGGAGUAUCGAGCAUUGAGGAGCAAAUGGAGCAGCAAAAGCAAAAGAUGAUUGCCACUGAAAAGGAAAAGUUCGAAAAGGAUUUACAUAACAGACGCGGCCAACUUUCGGAAGAAGAAGUCCAGCGACUAAUGAACGAGCAUGCCGAGCGCACGGAGAUGCUGAGUAGAAAUAUCAACAUGGAAAAAGAUCGACAGUUGAAUUCCUUGGCCAGUAGGAUUGCGGAAAGAAGAAAAAUGAAAGCCGCCAUUUUAGCAAGAAAACAUGAGGCUGAGGUGGCGAAAGAAUUGGUGAAGCAACAAGAAGAGAGGAACCAUGUUGAAGACGAUCAGAUUGCGGAAACUCGCAAGAAAGUUCUAACGGAGAAGGUGAACGGGAUGGAGUCGGAAAAGGCGGAGAACACCAUAUUCCAUGUCUUGCAGCAGCAUCAUAUUCAGCAGAAAAUCCAGUUGGAAGAACAAUUUAGAAGUGAAAUAAAAGCUUCGCAGGAUGAAGCACGUGCAAAGAUAGCCGAGCAGAGACAACAAGAAAAAGACCAACUGAUCGCAGCACAUGAAAAGGACUUUAUUGAAUUACUCGCAAAUCCAGACGGUUUGACACCGAAUCAGUUGGCUCAAAAGAAGGCCGAAAUAAAAAUACGACAUAAGAGAGAGCUCGAUCAAUUUGAAAAAGAAACAGAGGCUCAGCUGAACGAGACAGAUAACCAUAUUCCGCCAUCACUGCAGGUGAAACAUGCGAACGAAAGACUUCGUUUACGGGAAAGGCAACUACAGGAAUUAGCCGGAACAAUGACUGAUCUGAUGACAGAGGAGGAAUUAAGCAAGUCCUACGAAGAAGAAGCUAAGAGAGCCGCUCAAAAUGCGAAAGAAUUCCGGGAACGGACAACUUUUGCCAUGUCAGAGAAAAUCAAGGAAAUGAAAGAAGCCAGGCGGAAGCAUAGUGUCACCCAGAAAGAAGAGAUGGAUGACGAAAUACGGCGAAUGGAAAAGGAACUCGAAGAAGAGCGCGAACGCGAGGCUUUGCGUUUGGCAGAAAGGGAAGCGGACCGAGAAUGCCGCAAACGAAAACAGAGCCAGGAACGAGAAGAAAGGAAGAAAUUAGAGAUCGCACAGCGAGGACAGGCAGAACCGGAGAAAGAGCGUCUUCUCAAGGAGCACGAAGCAAACAUGGCCAAAUUCCAACAGAAUUUGCAAAGCGAGCAAGAACGUAUGAAGGCCGCUCUGAAAGAGAAGCUAGAAGCGAAAAGAAGAAAACGGAAAGAGUCUGGAAUUGAAAACGCUGGAAAAACCGUACAGAACAGCGAAAAGAGUUCACCUGUCGUACCCGGGCACGCUGUUCGGAUUAUGCCUGACGAACCUGCGAAAUUGUCAAGCGCCCCAAGCUCGCGAACUGGUAAUAUCACCCCUGAAGUUGCGAACACGACAACAGCAGCCGGUACUCCUGUUGUAACUGUUGGUCUUCCCGAAAACAUGUCAGACAACGACUGGUUGUCGUUGCUUAUAUCCUCUCCCGUAUUCGAAAGAGUCGACGAAAUCGAACAGCUUCUAAACCAAGGCGUUAGCGUUGGAGGAAAUGGAGUGCUGGGCGCGAGUCGAGGAAGGCCGUACAUAGAUCUCAAGGAUGCGCAAUGGCUUUGCUCCGGAGAUCUAAUACCGGUUGAUAUAAACGACCUGUCGCCUGCUAAUUUCGUGGUGUAUCGUUUCGGAGUAUUUGUCACACAUCUCUUGGAAAAUAAAAUGAGCCUACCUUCAGUGACAUUGCUGCUCGCUUCAAACCUUCCUCCGAAUAACUACGAUAACAAUGCAUUCCGAAAUUCAUUUUUCUACGAGCAUACUCGACAGAUUCUUUUCGUUCGCGAGGAACGCCUUCAUUCUGUUGGAGAUUUCAUCGUGGUUAUCAUGCAUUGUUUAUCGCACAUCCUUGUUGAUGAUCUGGCCGACGAUCAAAAUCCGUUGUUCUUACGAGCUUUUUAUAAGACAAUGCGAAUAUGUUGUCAGGACCUAUUCUUCUCUCGAGCACGCUCUACUGAUGCAGCCCAUACUCUUGUCAAUGACCCAACGGCGAAUGGCAAAUCUCCUCUGGAAAAAGCUUUCCAACACGUAUCCACGAUGACGCAACGCACCAAUGUCGUCAGCGAACUAGUUAACAUCAAGGUGACAAGUAUCAAUGAUGUAGAUUAUUCACCAAAGGCUAUAACAAAGCGCGUUAUGGACCAGAACUCGUACAUGGAUAAAUCGAAUCUGCGUGGUCACCUAGCGACGCUUCAUACCCCUACGAAAUCUACGAAAGAGUUUGCUGCUACCCGUUUACAACAACUACGAGGAACGAAAAUUGAUGCACCCAUCACAAACUUAAGGGCCAACCAGAAGACGAGGAGCCACUUUAAGAACCCGAAAGAUUUGCUGUUAGCGCAAAUCAACGAACUUCAGCGACAUCUCGACACGAAAAACUCCGAGCUUGUUCAAAUGGCAGACAGGGAAUCACAACUACUGCUGUCAGUUUCAGAAGAAAAGCAAAUUGGCGACGACCAACGAAAUUUGGUGAAAAAUCAGCUGGAUGGUUUUGCCAUGAAGAAAGAAUUAUUAGCAAAGAAAAUUGCAUUCAUCGAAGAUGAAAUUACCAAGAAGAAAAAAGAGGCUGGUCUUCUUUGAGAUUUUUUUGACAAUUUAUCGUUUUAUAAUGUUAAUAUGUAUUUAUUUCUACUUUCAUUCAAUUUUAAGUUAAUUGCUUCACUUUGCACUCAUUUCCGCAGUACGCUGUUACAAAAGCACAAUUACAUUAUAUAUAUAUAUUAUAUAUAUUCCUUUUUUGAAAAACAAAAUCGUGGUUUUUGAAUGAUGUAAUGAUGAACACAAAGUCCAAUAAUAUAAUCACUACAUGACGGUUAUUGAAAAUCACAUUGCUUUGAUUACACAACAAAUCCUAAGGAAACUGCGAUGAUACCAUGUUAUAUUGUGUCGUAUAUACCCUCACUAUACCCUAGCUCAACUCGAUUCAUACAUAUGAAAACCACGAAUAAUGUUUAAAACAUAAUGUAAUUUAAAAAUGUAAAAUUCUAUUUAGUAUACCUGCAUGUAUUUUAAUGUAAGUUAUCUUUGUAGUAAGUUAAAAUAAAGGCAUAAUAAUAUUUCA
Dendronephthya gigantea is the source of this 26111-nucleotide messenger RNA. RefSeq lists its product as uncharacterized. Gene Ontology annotation, cellular component: extracellular region. Lineage: Eukaryota; Metazoa; Cnidaria; Anthozoa; Malacalcyonacea; Nephtheidae. Gene Ontology annotation, molecular function: protein binding; chitin binding. The record is from RefSeq and is a predicted model, not a curated record. The transcript is spliced from 87 exons. Bases 278 to 25630 code for a protein of 8450 amino acids.